Belonocnema kinseyi is the source of this 324-nucleotide messenger RNA. RefSeq names its product urease accessory protein UreG-like. The record is from RefSeq and is a predicted model, not a curated record. The transcript has 2 exons. Bases 1 to 324 code for a protein of 107 amino acids. NCBI's taxonomy places the organism in Eukaryota, Metazoa, Arthropoda, Insecta, Hymenoptera, Cynipidae.
AUGCAUCGGUGCUUCAUGCAGUUUUCGAGAAACUUUUUCAAGUGUCUUCAAGCUUCAAAAAGUUCAGCUUAUGCUUACGCUCAUGCUUACGCUCAUGCUUACGCUCAUGCUUACGCUCAUGCUUACGCUCAGGCUCACGCUCACGCUCACGCUCACCCUCACGCUCACGCUCACGCUCACGCUCACGCUCACGCUCACGCUCACGCUCACGCUCACGCUCACGCUCACGCUCACGCUCACGCUCACGCUCACGCUCACGCUCACGCUCACGCUCACGCUCACGCUCAAGCUCACGUUUACACUCCCAUCAAUGUUCUAACAUAG